AAAAAAACUCCCAAAAAAAGCUCUUUCCAACUCUCCCAACGGUCAUAUUUCUUCAAAGAUAUUCAUCAAAAUCAUCGAUGCCCGUUUAAUUUUCCUCUUCCUUUAAACCCAAACCCCACUCCCAUUCAAUCAAAAACCAAAAAUUUUAAAAAUCCUCAUCUUCCAUUCCUUCACUUUGCUCUUUGAUUCCCCCCCUUUUUCCCCUCUCUUCAAUCGCUUGAUCAUGGGCUGCUUUCUACCUUGUUUUGGCCAUUCUAAGCGCCGAAAACCCACAAAGUCGUCCCCCCUUCGGAUUCCCCCUUCUUCAAUUCAUAUUCUUAAAGCUUCGGAAGGUGUUUGUGCGUUGGAGCAAGCGAAGAAGGAAGUGGUUGGCGUGUCUUUGGUUGACCUAAAUAACGGUUCUCUAGAGAAACUUGAAGAGCGGAUUAAGUUGUGUGACACGACUGAAAAAACAUGCCCAGUUAUUGAGGAUGAUAAAAUAGUGGUUCCUACUAAGGAAGUUGAACAUAAUUUGAAUUUGGAUGACAUUAAGAUCGAGGAAAAGAGUGGAAGGGAAGAUGAUGAAUCAAGAGGAAGCUCAAAUUUAUCAAAUGCAUUCUCCAUACCUUUGAAUCAUAGGUAUGCAGUUUGCCAAAACAGUGAUGAUGAUGAAGAAUUUGUAGAAGAAAUGGACCAUUUAGGUGAAAAAGAAGAAGAAAGAAAAGAUGAUGCUGAUAAUGAUGAUGGGGAUGGAGAAAAUAAGUUAUUGAUUAAGCAGGAAUCUUCAGAGUCUCUCUUUUCUUUGUCAUUAGGUUCAAGGAAACAAGUUUUUACAUUUGAAGCUGAUGAGAAUGAGAUCAAUAGUCCAGAUCCAAGCCAUCGUUCUCUUGAUCUUCAACCCGGCAAGGCUUCGUCGGACAAAAUAUCAAUAUGUCAGAAGGAGAACAUCGAUUCUGUUCUUAAACCAAUUGAGAAUGUUACUCAUUGUUUGAAUGCUGCAAAGGUGGCAACACUACCACUAGUUCAUCAACUAGAAAAGGAGAAUAUCAAUUUAGAACAAGAUUGCGAUGUACUGAUCAGCCCCGAGCCUACUUUUCGUUCAAUGAGAAAGCAUGUCGAAGAUGAGAUCGGAGUAGAUACCAGCCUUUCAAACUGGUUAGUUGAAUCUGAAAUCACACCAAAAUCCAAGAGCAAUUCUAGCUCCAUUGGAAACUCACCUAUGUGGACAAGAAAUUCAGCCAAAAGCCAUGAAGAUAGGCCAAUUUUAGGAGCAUUGACACUAGAAGAGCUUAGACAGUUCUCUGCAUCGUCCACUCCGAGACGAAAUAUAAGUCGGAGUCCCCAGGAGAUGCCCAUCAUAGGCAGUGUUGGGAGUUAUUGGAGUCAUACAGGACAGGAUGCAGAUUCCAAUCCAGGCUCGUCUUGCCGGGGACCGAAAACGACUAGGAGAAACCGAGAGGAAGAGAGAGUCAACUGGAAUUCCACCCCAUUUCUAGAAAGAUUGGACAUGGCUUUGGCAUCAAAUUCUGCUGAAGUUUAGUAUGUCUUUUAUUAGAACAUUGUGUGUAUGGUUUUGCUUUAUAAUUUGUCUUCUCAUAUUCAUUUUAUCUUGGAGAAAUGGGGCAUUUUUUUUAGAUGUAAAAAGCAAUUAGAAAAAUAAGUAAAUAGUAAUAUUAAAAAAAAUUUAGCAGUAUAAAUUCUAAAUUCUAUCUUCCGGUUUCACUGGUAA
Molecule: messenger RNA, 1708 nt
Organism: Cucumis melo (muskmelon)
Lineage: Eukaryota; Viridiplantae; Streptophyta; Magnoliopsida; Cucurbitales; Cucurbitaceae
Exons: 4
Coding region: 224-1519 (431 amino acids)
Biological process (GO): male meiosis II
Source: RefSeq, a predicted model, not a curated record